Messenger RNA from Mercenaria mercenaria, 597 nucleotides. RefSeq lists its product as uncharacterized. The transcript has 3 exons. Gene Ontology annotation, molecular function: DNA binding. Lineage: Eukaryota; Metazoa; Mollusca; Bivalvia; Venerida; Veneridae. The record is from RefSeq and is a predicted model, not a curated record. The coding region runs from base 267 to 581 and encodes 104 amino acids.
UACAUGAAUGUAAACUGUGUGAAAUUAAAUAGGAAAUAAAUACAAGUUAACAGACAAUAAUCUUUGGAAUAAGUUUGCAGAGAUAACAAGUAUUGUAAGCAAAAUGGAUCUGAGUAGAAAUUACAGAACCUAAAGCUCAACAUUAGGAAUAAUCACAUACGAAAAAUGACCUUCACUAUCAACGCUGUCCAGAUGUUGAAAAAUCUGGCGUAUCACAUGUACGAGAUUUGUUGUCUGUAUGUUAUAAUUGGACAACGAUCAAAUUCAUGUGGGACUGUCAGAAAAAUACCACACUUGAUAAAAAGGAAAGAAACCAAAGAAAUGGCAAAAUGGAAGAGCAAAAGUACAGAAAGGAUAUAGGAUUUAAUUCGGCUAACCAUAUCAUCAAUAUGAUACUGAGAUUUGGUGAUAAUACAGGUAUGAGUCGGCAAAUACGUAGCAAGCCAAAAUAUGACCAGUCUGCUUUGGAUUUGGCAGUCACAGCAGUCCAGUCAAAAACAAUGUCACUGCGCACAGCUUCGAGAUCAUAUGCCAUACCAAUAUCACUGGCACCAGACCAGAAAGAAAAUGCAACUAUAUAAAUAUUAUGUUAUAUAC